Messenger RNA from Labeo rohita (rohu), 1745 nucleotides. RefSeq names its product ras-related protein Rab-37. Bases 41 to 673 code for a protein of 210 amino acids. Gene Ontology annotation, molecular function: GTPase activity; GTP binding. The record is from RefSeq and is a predicted model, not a curated record. NCBI's taxonomy places the organism in Eukaryota, Metazoa, Chordata, Actinopteri, Cypriniformes, Cyprinidae. The transcript has 9 exons. Gene Ontology annotation, cellular component: Golgi apparatus; endosome.
GGAGACGCGCAGCGCGCCCCGUAGGAGCGCGCUCUCAGUGAUGGAUCAGAUCAGCGCAGCGCGCGUCGCUUAUAACCAGGAUUUAACACACAAGACUAUCCUUGUGGGAGACAGCGGAGUGGGAAAGACGUCUCUACUGGUUCAGUUCGAUCAAGGGAAGUUUAUCCCUGGGUCGUUUUCUGCAACGGUGGGAAUCGGAUUUACGAAUAAAGUCCUUACAGUGGAUGAGCUGAAGGUGAGAUUACAGAUCUGGGAUACAGCGGGACAGGAGAGGUUUCGGAGCGUCACACAUGCAUAUUACAGAGACGCUCAGGCUCUUCUCCUGCUCUAUGACAUCACCAGCAAAUCCUCAUUCGACAACACAAGGGCGUGGCUUACGGAGAUCCAUGAGUAUGCUCAGGAUGAUGUGGUCAUCAUGUUGCUUGGCAACAAGUCUGACAUGGCCAGCGGGAGAGUGAUCAGACGAGAGGAUGGAGAGAAACUCGCCAGAGAGUACGGAGUCAUUUUCCUAGAGACCAGUGCCAAAACCGGACUCAACGUUGACGAUGCAUUUAUGACGGUGGCAAAGGAGCUGGUGAGACGUUCAGUCCAGCUGCCCAUCGAGCCCAGAUUUCAGCUUCAUGACGUGAUGGAGCCGGAGAAAGAGCCGUCCGGCUGCUGCGGCUUCAGCUAGAAACUACAAAAAGAGAAACGAAUGAAACAAAGAAAAGAACAAGAUAAUGAAGAACAGUCAUUCCUGUCACAACCAGCAGAUGGUGCUGUCAUGCACGUCAUGUUUACCAGUGAUGUUUUGUUUGACACUGAACCUUCAGAGAUUGUGUCAGAAAAACAUCACUGUUACAGUGAAGCAUUGCAGUUUGAUUUUUUCGUGUAUACAUAAUACAGUAAAUAGGAUAUUUUACAAGAUGCAUUACUCCAAAUAAUGCCUCCUUUCCGAUUAUAUAAUCUGCCAAAAGUAGUAUUUCUUAAUGAGUAGCAUGCACACGGUAUUUAAGAGUAAAAACAUGCACUGUUAUAACAUAAUGAAUUAUUUAUGAUUUUAUAUGCUGCUUGCAGUUGAUUCCCAAACACACAGCUACUUUUAAAUGCUUUGAAAGAAGCUUUUUAGCAGCCGAACGGUGUUGUUUUGACAUCUACCAGCUACUGAAAUUAACCAGCUCAACCUUAACCACUUACCAUACACAACAAAUGUCAUAUAGUAAAUAGAUCAGUGUCACUUGAUGCGCAUAUUGUCGGUGAGUGUUUCUCUGUCAGCCUGAUCGUUUACAUCAAGUUCAUUCACGCUCCUGGAUUUUCUUAUGCUGCGUUUGAAUCUCAGGAUCUGGGAAUAUUAUGCACCAACUGAAGCUUAAAAAUAUCGCAAAGCCCUAUGAAGAAAUUAUGCAUUUAUCUGUUUAGCUGUACAAUGAUUAAUCAGAUUUACUAUUUGCAUUGAAUUGAUAUUAUUCACUGGUAUUACUAAGGAAAUGCGUAUGGAGAGAGUAUGUAUAUUUAUGCCUGUUUGUGAUGAUGUUUUCCUGCCUGUGUAUUUAUAUCAGAUUUUAUUAUCAAAAGCCUAUUUUGUAUUGCAUCUGUUUUGCUGAAAUCAGAAGACUUUGCACAGUUUUCGUGUCGGAUGUCCUCAGGUCUUUUCCUGUGUUUUGACUAUGUAAGAUGCUUUAUAAAAGUAUAAAAGUUGUGUAAAUCUCAAAGUGGCUGUUCCUCAUGGACGUGUGUUUGGUUAUAAAGACUGUUUUAUAUGUUUA